UGCGCUUGUUGGAUUGACGCAGAUGAGUUUAUGGGUAAUAUUUCCCAAGAUUCUUUGGUGAAUUGGUACGAAAAUAAAAAACAAUUAUUUUCGGAACAUGAUAUUUUGAAUGCAGACAAGUUCAACAAGUGUUCACCACCGAAGACAUCAAGACCGGUGAUUGUUUUUCAAGGGAAAUAAUAUGUCAUUAGAAGAUGCAGAAACUCAGGAAAAUUCUCCAGAUAGAGAAGAUCAUUUCACUCUCCUGGAAGAGCUGACGGACGAUCCUGACACUCUGCCAGUGGUAAUCAACGAUGGAGACGGAACGGCCCUCCAGGGAGUGAUUUUAGAGGACCACGAAUUACUAGGGGCUACAUUAACCGCAGUGACAUUUCCCGAUGGAACUCAAGCCUUCGUGGCGAGCCACUCUUCAAGUCCAGACCUAGAUUACAAAGAAGACGAGGAUCUCUCGCAUUCAAUAGUAAUACGGGACGUGGCAGGUCUUGAAGGUAGAAUGGUUCACCUGGAGGUGGACCCAGUGGUCCUUCAGUCUGAGCCCAGCACUUCAAACUCCUCAGACACAACAUACGCUCAAAUCCAGAUAAUAAACGGCAGUGCCUACAUGGUGACGAGUAGACUAGACUCUGAACCCCCGAAAACGAAGAAAAAAGAUUCAAAGCUCUUCUCAGGGGAGUCAGAAAUAAAAAUCAAGUAUGCAUGCCCUCGAGAGGGCUGCAGCAAAGUCUACACGACUCCCCAUCACCUGAAAGUUCACGAGAGAUCGCACACAGGACUGAGACCGUACGAGUGUGAAUUUCCCAGGUGCAAUAAGAGCUUUUUGACAGGAUACAGUUUGAAGGCCCACCAGAGGACUCACACAGGUGAAAAACCGUACAAAUGCACUGCCACAGCCUGCGAGAAGAGUUUUAAAACGUCAGGGGAUCUCCUGAAGCAUAUGAGAACUCACACUGGUGAGAGGCCGUUCCCCUGUCCCUUCGAGGGAUGCGACAGGGCCUUCACCACCAGCAACAUUAGAAAAGUUCACAUCAGGACUCACACGGGAGAGCGUCCCUAUCCCUGCGAAAUAUGCGAGAAGUCCUUCGCUAGUGCGACGAAUUACAAAAAUCAUAUGAGGAUACACUCGAGAGAGAAACCGUACACCUGCAUGGUGGAGAAUUGUGGAAAGUCCUUCACUGAGUAUUCUAGUCUUUACAAGCAUCGGCUGGUGCACACACCAGCUAAGCCAUUCGAGUGCAAGUUGUGUCAUAAAAGUUACAGACAGCAUGGCACACUCGUCAUGCACAAAAGGACAACUCAUGCUCUGGUGGACAGCGACGAGGGGGGCGAUGUUUUUUUGGACGGGGGUGAGGUGGGGCUGGGCAGAGUCAAGAGAAAAAGGAGUAGACAAAAUAAAAUUAUGAUAAGCAAAGGUGCUCAUGUGGAAAUGUCAGAGGCCACUGAAGAAUCAUCUGACAGUGAAACCCAAAUUCUACUGGUUGGGGAUCCAAAACAAUUGGUGGCACUUCAGCAAAUGGGGUUGGAGGAGACUUUCGAUGAUCCUUCAAUCGACACAUCACUAGGACUCAACGUAAAGAUCGAUGGAAUGGAAUUUGGAUGGAAUUGAUCAUACCUAACAGACAAAUAAUUAUAUUAUAAGUUGAUAGCCAUGAGAUCGGAGAUAAGAUAUUUUAUUGUAUGACAUAAUAAACUUGAAAAAAAAAUGAUUUUA
This is a messenger RNA of Fopius arisanus, 1708 nucleotides long. RefSeq names its product zinc finger protein 76. Gene Ontology annotation, molecular function: RNA polymerase II cis-regulatory region sequence-specific DNA binding; DNA-binding transcription factor activity, RNA polymerase II-specific. Gene Ontology annotation, cellular component: nucleus. Gene Ontology annotation, biological process: regulation of transcription by RNA polymerase II. The coding region runs from base 182 to 1603 and encodes 473 amino acids. The record is from RefSeq and is a predicted model, not a curated record. The transcript is spliced from 6 exons. Lineage: Eukaryota; Metazoa; Arthropoda; Insecta; Hymenoptera; Braconidae.